Rhea pennata is the source of this 1232-nucleotide messenger RNA. It is a transcript of the gene AP4S1, whose product is annotated as adaptor related protein complex 4 subunit sigma 1. The transcript has 6 exons. The record is from RefSeq and is a predicted model, not a curated record. Gene Ontology annotation, cellular component: intracellular membrane-bounded organelle. Gene Ontology annotation, biological process: vesicle-mediated transport; protein transport. NCBI's taxonomy places the organism in Eukaryota, Metazoa, Chordata, Aves, Rheiformes, Rheidae. Bases 184 to 618 code for a protein of 144 amino acids.
GCGGGCGCCAUGCUACAAACCAAAAUGGCUGCCCCAGGGAAAGGAGCCCGGCUCAGGCCGUGAGGGGCUGCGCCUCCGCCAGCCCGGCCGGCGACGCCGCUUCGCCCGCCGCCCCGCGCCCAGAAAUACACUUAAUUACUGCACUUUAUAUUCAAAACUACUGCUGAGAUUAACAAAAAAGAAAUGAUAAAAUUUUUCCUUAUGGUGAACAAGCAAGGUCAGACGAGACUCUCUAGAUAUUAUGAGCAUGUGGAAAUUCAUAAACGGACAAUGCUGGAAGUUGAAGUAAUCAAAAACUGUCUCUCCCGUUCAAAGGAUCAGUGCUCUUUCAUUGAGUAUAAGGACUUUAAGCUGGUCUACCGACAGUAUGCAGCCCUUUUUAUAGUCGUUGGAAUCAAUGAGACAGAGAAUGAGAUGGCAGUAUAUGAGCUAAUUCAUAAUUUUGUGGAGGUUUUGGACAAAUACUUCAGCAGAGUGAGUGAAUUAGAUAUAAUGUUCAAUUUGGACAGAGUGCACAUCAUUUUGGAUGAAAUGGUGUUAAAUGGUUGCAUCGUGGAAACGAAUAGAAACAGAAUUCUUGCUCCUCUGUUUGUGCUUGACAAAGUGGCAGAAAAUUAGCAAGAUGCAAGACUGACCAAAGCGUUUUAUGAAAGAUAGUGAAACCAUCAAGACCAACAGCAAUUUUCUGAUUUCAUAAGACCAACUUCUGCAAUGUUUAGACUUCCUGGAAAGUACUCCGUUUCUCUUAUUACCCUUCGUACCGAAUGGAAAGAUACGGCUAAGCAUAAAAUGGAAUCUUAGUUUGCAGCUUUCUAUCAACACAGCAGAGAAAACAGCCUUUUCUUUGUAAUUCACCAAAGAUAAAAUAAUGAAACCUUACACAUUACUGCCUAGGUACCACUUUGUAUUAUGUAGUGUUGUGCCAGAUCUAGGAGAAGAGAGAAAAUACAGAAAUACAAUUUCAAACAGAGUUUCAAUCCUUCCUUUAAAGCACUAACUUAAAUUUUUAUUUUCAUACAACUGAAAAUUUCUGUAACUUUUAUGACUACUUUUAAACUAGAUUCAGCCUUCGUCAAAAAGCUGGUUUCAUUUCCACAGAAGUCAUGGUUAUGAAAGGAAUGUAAAUAACAGAAGCAUAGAUGUAUUUAAGAUUCCUUUACAUUGGGGAAAUUGUAAGUAGAAAUAUUUGGCACAUAGUAUUAUAACUUUAAUAAAAAAUAAUUAAAAUUGAA